Messenger RNA from Dictyostelium purpureum, 705 nucleotides. RefSeq lists its product as uncharacterized. Gene Ontology annotation, biological process: translational termination. Bases 2 to 682 code for a protein of 226 amino acids. Gene Ontology annotation, molecular function: translation release factor activity. The transcript has a single exon. The record is from RefSeq and is a predicted model, not a curated record. Lineage: Eukaryota; Evosea; Eumycetozoa; Dictyosteliales; Dictyosteliaceae.
AAUGUAUAGAAAUUAUUGUGAACAGAAAGGAUGGAAAUUUGAAACAUUAGAGUCACAAUCAUCCGAAGUAGGUGGAUUCAGAGAUUGCACAAUUUCAAUCAGUGGUAAAGGUGUUUUUGGUUUCUUAAAAUAUGAAAGUGGUGUACAUAGAGUGCAACGUGUUCCAGAUACUGAAACUCAAGGACGUAUUCAUACAAGUACAAUUACAGUUGCAAUUUUACCAGAACCAAAAGAAGUCGAUCUUCAAAUUCACGACCGUGAUAUCAAGGUAGAUGUAUUUAGAAGUUCUGGUAAUGGUGGUCAAUCUGUUAACACCACUGAUAGUGCUGUUAGAAUGACCCAUCUUCCCACAGGUAUUGUUGUACAAAUGCAAGAUGAAAGAUCACAACUACAGAAUCGUGCAAAAGCUUUAAAAAUUUUACGUGCUCGUGUUUAUGAGCAAGAAAGACAACGUUUACACUCUGAACGUGAACGUGAAAGAAACUCUCAAAUUGGUAAUGCAACUCGUUCAGAACGUAUUCGUACUUACAAUUAUCCACAAGAUCGUAUAACUGAUCACAGGGUUUCAAUCAAUGGUAAUUUAUCAUCAUGCAUGGAAGAAGAAGGUUUAGAAGGUUUUAUUGAUGAAAUUUUAAUUCAAUUCCAAACCAAGGAAUUGGAGGAAUUAGUAAAUUCAAAAUAAAAUAAAAAAUCAUUUAUUAUUAU